AUGUCGUCCCAAGCGGCCAAAGCCGCCAGCAACGUGGUCAGCAUCGCCAAGAAGCAAACCCUCCAGUCGACGGGCAUCUGGGAGGCCCUCCGUCGCUUCAUGGCCAUCGACCCUGAGCGAUCCAACGGUGUCCCUCUGAACCCUCACUUCCGAAACCCUCCACCCGGCGCCAACCCUCCUCUCGAGUACGACGACCCCGUUACGCUGCCCGCCGGCGACAUCGCCGACAACCCCUACUGGAAGCGCGACAACCGCCGAAACUACCCCCAGCUCAGCGUCGUCAACCAAUCCCAGUUCGCCCAGCUCCUCACUGUCGGCAGCGCCGCGGCUCCCAAGGUCGAGCUCAUCGGUGAGGCUGGUGAGAAGCAGCUCGUGGCUGUCAAGCAGGAAUCCGAGACUGGUUUGGCAAAGGCUCUUGAGAAGGCGACCGAUGCGACCAAGGAUGUGUUCGUUAAUGGUAUGCCUCCUCUGCCCAGUGGCCAGACUUUGGCAACUGGAAAGUGGGAUGUACACAAGUAUGAGGUGACAGAGACAUCUUAUGGUGAAGGAUACCCUUGCAGAUCAUUCAAAUAA
Molecule: messenger RNA, 573 nt
Organism: Fusarium tjaetaba
Lineage: Eukaryota; Fungi; Ascomycota; Sordariomycetes; Hypocreales; Nectriaceae
Product: NADH dehydrogenase
Exons: 3
Coding region: 1-573 (190 amino acids)
Source: RefSeq, a predicted model, not a curated record